Messenger RNA from Closterium sp. NIES-67, 851 nucleotides. NCBI's taxonomy places the organism in Eukaryota, Viridiplantae, Streptophyta, Zygnematophyceae, Desmidiales, Closteriaceae. The record is from the annotation of a GenBank genome assembly.
AUUGACUGGCGGAUGGGCGAUUCUGACGACACGCCGACCGACAUCGACAAACUCUGCGUAGCUGUCCCGGAUGACUUGGCGAUGGUGAUUCGGAAACAAGCUGACAUAUUUCCAGAUGACCUACCAGAGGGUUUGCCACUUGAGCUAGAACAUGUCCACACAAUCGAGCUCGAGCCCGGCGCACAGCCUACUGUUGGAACUCAGUGGCAGCUAACUCAGCUAGAGCUGGAUGAGCUUCGAAGCCAGCUGGACUACCUGCUCGAGAAAGGUUUCGUUCGCCCCAGCACAUUACCGUUUGCAGCUCCGAUCCUGUUCACCCCGAAGAAAUAUGGCGGGAAUAUAGUUAAGCAAGAGCAUGGUAACUGCCAUCUUUCCCCAUCAGCUAACUGCCAUCAGCUAGCAGCAGCAGCAGACGCAGAAGCAGCAGCAGUAGCAGCAGCACUAGCAGCAGCAGCAACAACAGCAGCAGCAGCAGCAGCAGCAGCAGAAGAAGGAGCAGCAGACGCAUCAGCAGCAGUGGCAGCAGCAGCAGCAUCGGCAGUAGCAGCAGCAGCAGCAGCAGCAGCAGCAGCAGCAGCAGCAGCAGCAGCAGCAGCAGCAGCAGCAGCAGCAGCAGCAGCAGCAGCAGCAGCAGCAGCAGCAGCAGCAGCAGCAGCAGCAGCAGCAGCAGCAGCAGUAGCAGCAGCAGCAGUGGGAGCAGCAGCAGCAGCUACAGCCAUUCCCAUCCUCCCCUCCUCUUUGAGACGCCGCGGGUCCACCCGCCGCCGCUCCCUUCCGACCACCGCGGGUCCACCCGCCAUCGCCUUCCUCCCACUCCGUUGAUUUUUGUUUUUAAUCCCCAUUGGGAUCUU